UUUACUUUGUGUUUUGAAAUUACUUGCAGACAGACAGGCAGCAUACAAAUAGAUAGGAAUUGCAGCUUACCUUAAGAUCUCCGUUAUUUUGGUGUGCGGUUUUUUUUCCUUUCAAUUUUAUUACACAUAGAUUUUUACUACCAUCGUAUCUCUUCUUCCUCAAAUCCCUUAGUCCAAAACCAAAUAUUCACUCGCUAUAUAAUCAGUUACUUUGCAUAUCUGAGGAAGUAAAAAGGUAAGUAAAGAUGGUGAAGCUGACAAUGAUUGCUCGUGUUACGGAUGGUCUUCCGCUAGCAGAGGGACUGGAUGAUGGUCGUGAUGUGAAAGAUGCUGAAAUGUACAAACAGCAGGUCAAGGCACUUUUCAAGAACCUUGCAUCUGGCCACAAUGAUGCUUCGAGGAUGUCAAUUGAAACUGGCCCUUAUAUUUUCCAUUAUAUUAUUGAAGGACGUAUUUGUUACCUCACUAUGUGCGACCGUUCUUAUCCUAAGAAGCUUGCCUUUCAAUACCUAGAAGACCUUAAGAAUGAAUUUGAGCGUGUCAAUGGGCCUCAAAUUGAAACUGCUGCUAGACCAUAUGCCUUCAUUAAAUUUGAUACUUUUAUACAGAAAACAAAAAAAUUGUACCAGGACACCCGCACCCAACGGAAUAUUGCUAAGUUGAAUGAUGAGCUGUAUGAAGUCCACCAAAUAAUGACUCGCAAUGUGCAGGAAGUUCUGGGUGUUGGUGAAAAGCUGGACCAGGUCAGUCAAAUGUCAAGCCGGUUAACAUCAGAAUCCCGUGUAUAUGCUGACAAGGCAAGAGAUUUGAAUCGACAGGCCUUAAUUCGAAAGUGGGCCCCUGUCGCCAUUGUGCUAGGAGUUGUCUUCCUCCUCUUUUGGAUUAAAACAAAGCUCUGGUGAUCCAAUGGCCUUUUGUGGUUUCUGAGAAAUGUUGCAUGUUUUCCUGGGUUUCUCUUGCAUUGUAGUUGUUCACCUGUGUUCGUGAUAUAAGUUCAAACUUCAGAUUGGAGACUGGACACACAUGAAGGCUUCAUCAUGUUUCAAAGUGGACUCCAGUUUUGGUUCAUGGCAGGCAUUAGUUAACACAUGAAGGCUUCAUCAUGUUUCAAAGUGGACUCUAGUUUUUGUUCAUGGCAGGCAUUAGUUAAAAGGACUGGUUCUUUAUGUACGUCCAAACUACAUAUGGAAAUGUGAAAGAGAAACCCCUGAUGUUACAGUUAGGCAAGGAUCAAAUAUAUAUUGGUACAGUAUGAGGAUUUUCCGAAUUCUCAACACUCUAUAUAGGCCUUAUAUAAAUAUCUAUAAUUCAUCAA
This is a messenger RNA of Populus nigra (black poplar), 1315 nucleotides long. Its product is annotated as 25.3 kDa vesicle transport protein SEC22-1. The record is from RefSeq and is a predicted model, not a curated record. NCBI's taxonomy places the organism in Eukaryota, Viridiplantae, Streptophyta, Magnoliopsida, Malpighiales, Salicaceae. Gene Ontology annotation, cellular component: endoplasmic reticulum membrane; SNARE complex; Golgi membrane. The transcript has 6 exons. Gene Ontology annotation, molecular function: SNAP receptor activity. Bases 246 to 902 code for a protein of 218 amino acids. Gene Ontology annotation, biological process: vesicle fusion with Golgi apparatus; retrograde vesicle-mediated transport, Golgi to endoplasmic reticulum; endoplasmic reticulum to Golgi vesicle-mediated transport.